AUGCUCCCACGCAACCCAAUCGUCCCAGAACUAUGGGAUUCAAUCGUGGAAAAACAGAAAGACCUUCGUCUAACAGCUCUCACGCUCGACCCGUCCUCGUUUUCGUCGACUCGCGAACGCGAAGUCCGCUUCGAGCAUAAAGAUUGGGAAGCGCGGCUUCUCAACCCACUUGUCUAUACCUUGGUCGCUAUUAAGCAAGACGCUUCUAUUGCAACCGCUAUUUCGCUAGUCGAUAAAAAAGGGUUCCAUCGUCUUGCGAGUCAGUCGUGGCUCGGCAACGCGGUUCUAUACCACAAAGAAGAUAAGGACCUGGCCCAGUCCUCAAUAGAAAAUCAUAACGAUCGUGCUACCUUUUACAUAGAGGGUUUUUACGUUCUACCUCGAUACAGAUCCCUAGGCAUCGGUGCAAGCCUCAUUCAAAACUGCAAAGAUUAUGUGUUCUCAUGGGCACACGAGCAUAGCUGCAAAUACAUCAAGCUGUGUGUUCGCGUUUACACAACGAAUGAAAAAGCAAUACGACUGUAUCGAAAACAUGGUUUCAAGACCUCUUUGGGGAAGCAAACAUCCGACGUGAUUAUGAUGGACUAUGAGUCUGAGAUUCCGGAAGGAUAG
Periconia digitata is the source of this 612-nucleotide messenger RNA. NCBI's taxonomy places the organism in Eukaryota, Fungi, Ascomycota, Dothideomycetes, Pleosporales, Periconiaceae. The record is from the annotation of a GenBank genome assembly.